This is a messenger RNA of Homalodisca vitripennis (glassy-winged sharpshooter), 2832 nucleotides long. RefSeq names its product microtubule-associated protein futsch-like. The coding region runs from base 1 to 2832 and encodes 943 amino acids. The transcript is spliced from 4 exons. The record is from RefSeq and is a predicted model, not a curated record. Lineage: Eukaryota; Metazoa; Arthropoda; Insecta; Hemiptera; Cicadellidae.
AUGAACAAGGCAGAGAGGAGUGUAGUGCCCACGCAGUGUGAUGACCCUAAGCCAGGGAGCGUAGUGCCCACGCAGUGUGAUGAGACUAAGCCAGGGAGCGUAGUGCCCACGCAGUGUGAUGAGACUAAGCCAGAGAGCGUAGUGCCCACGCAGUGUGAUGAGACUAAGCCAGAGAGCGUAGUGCCCACGCAGUGUGAUGAGACUAAGCCAGAGAGUGUAGUGCCCACGCAGUGUGAUGAGACUAAGCCAGGGAGCGUAGUGCCCACGCAGUGUGAUGAGACUAAGCCAGAGAGUGUAGUGCCCACGCAGUGUGAUGACUCUAAGCCAGGGAGCGUAGUGCCCACGCAGUGUGAUGAGACUAAGCCAGGGAGCGUAGUGCCCACGCAGUGUGAUGACUCUAAGCCAGGGAGCGUAGUGCCCACGCAGUGUGAUGAGACUAAGCCAGAGAGCGUAGUGCCCACGCAGUGUGAUGAGACUAAGCCAGAGAGUGUAGUGCCCACGCAGUGUGAUGAGACUAAGCCAGGGAGCUGUGAUGAGACUAAGCCAGAGAGUGUAGUGCCCACGCAGUGUGAUGAGACUAAGCCAGAGAGCGUAGUGCGAACGCAGUGUGAUGAGACUAAGCCAGAGAGUGUAGUGCCCACGCAGUGUGAUGAGACUAAGCCAGGGAGUGUAGUGCCCACGCAGUGUGAUGAGACUAAGCCAGAGAGCGUAGUGCCCACGCAGUGUGAUGAGACUAAGCCAGAGAGUGUAGUGCCCACGCAGUGUGAUGAGACUAAGCCAGAGAGUGUAGUGCCCACGCAGUGUGAUGACUCUAAGCCAGGGAGCGUAGUGCCCACGCAGUGUGAUGAGACUAAGCCAGAGAGUGUAGUGCCCACGCAGUGUGAUGAGACUAAGGCAGAGAGUGUAGUGCCCACGCAGUGUGAUGACUCUAAGCCAGGGAGCGUAGUGCCCACGCAGUGUGAUGAGACUAAGCCAGGGAGCGUAGUGCCCACGCAGUGUGAUGAGACUAAGCCAGAGAGUGUAGUGCCCACGCAGUGUGAUGACUCUAAGCCAGGGAGCGUAGUGCCCACGCAGUGUGAUGAGACUAAGCCAGGGAGCGUAGUGCCCACGCAGUGUGAUGAGACUAAGCCAGGGAGCGUAGUGCCCACGCAGUGUGAUGAGACUAAGCCAGAGAGUCCAGGGAGCGUAGUGCCCACGCAGUGUGAUGAGACUAAGCCAGGGAGCGUAGUGCCCACGCAGUGUGAUGACUCUAAGCCAGGGAGCGUAGUGCCCACGCAGUGUGAUGACACUAAGCCAGGGAGCGUAGUGCCCACGCAGUGUGAUGAGACUAAGCCAGGGAGCGUAGUGCCCACGCAGUGUGAUGAGACUAAGCCAGGGAGCGUAGUGCCCACGCAGUGUGAUGAGACUAAGCCAGGGAGCUGUGAUGAGACUAAGCCAGAGAGUGUAGUGCCCACGCAGUGUGAUGACUCUAAGCCAGGGAGCGUAGUGCCCACGCAGUGUGAUGAGACUAAGCCAGAGAGUGUAGUGCCCACGCAGUGUGAUGAGACUAAGGCAGAGAGUGUAGUGCCCACGCAGUGUGAUGACUCUAAGCCAGGGAGCGUAGUGUCCACGCAGUGUGAUGAGACUAAGCCAGGGAGCGUAGUGUCCACGCAGUGUGAUGAGACUAAGCCAGAGAGUGUAGUGCCCACGCAGUGUGAUGACACUAAGCCAGGGAGCGUAGUGCCCACGCAGUGUGAUGAGACUAAGCCAGGGAGCGUAGUGCCCACGCAGUGUGAUGAGACUAAGCCAGGGAGCGUAGUGCCCACGCAGUGUGAUGAGACUAAGCCAGAGAGUGUAGUGCCCACGCAGUGUGAUGACUCUAAGCCAGGGAGCGUAGUGUCCACGCAGCGUGAUGAGACUAAGCCAGAGAGUGUAGUGCCCACGCAGUGUGAUGACUCUAAGCCAGGGAGCGUAGUGCGAACGCAGUGUGAUGACACUAAGCCAGGGAGCGUAGUGCCCACGCAGUGUGAUGAGACUAAGCCAGAGAGCGUAGUGCCCACGCAGUGUGAUGACACUAAGCCAGGGAGCGUAGUGCCCACGCAGUGUGAUGAGACUAAGCCAGGGAGCGUAGUGCCCACGCAGUGUGAUGACACUAAGCCAGGGAGCGUAGUGCCCACGCAGUGUGAUGACACUAAGCCAGGGAGCGUAGUGCCCACGCAGUGUGAUGACACUAAGCCAGGGAGCGUAGUGCCCACGCAGUGUGAUGACACUAAGCCAGGGAGCGUAGUGCCCACGCAGUGUGAUGACACUAAGCCAGGGAGCGUAGUGCCCACGCAGUGUGAUGAGACUAAGCCAGGGAGCGUAGUGCCCACGCAGUGUGAUGAGACUAAGCCAGGGAGCGUAGUGCCCACGCAGUGUGAUGAGACUAAGCCAGGGAGCGUAGUGCCCACGCAGUGUGAUGAGACUAAGCCAGGGAGCGUAGUGCCCACGCAGUGUGAUGAGACUAAGCCAGGGAGCGUAGUGCCCACGCAGUGUGAUGACACUAAGCCAGAGAGCGUAGUGCCCACGCAGUGUGAUGAGACUAAGCCAGGGAGCGUAGUGCCCACGCAGUGUGAUGAGACUAAGCCAGGGAGCGUAGUGCCCACGCAGUGUGAUGAGACUAAGCCAGGGAGCGUAGUGCCCACGCAGUGUGAUGAGACUAAGCCAGAGAGCGUAAUGCCCACGCAGUGUGAUGAAACAGUCCCACGCAUGCUAGAGUUAUCGCCAGCCGUACAAUUAACUAUUAUUCUUUGCCGCAGUAUCGGCAGAAGGCUUCUCGGAAUUCCGACUCAUUCUUCUGCUCAGUGUAAGUAA